AUGUCCACCCCCCACAGCUAUGGAAUCACUCUACCCAACGGCUGCACCAUAGUCCACGGACAGGGCGCAAACAUCAAACACCCCUUUCGCGACAUCCCUGUGGAGAUGCACGAGCUGGACCCCGGCGGCCAAAGGGCCUUUUCGGGCCAGUUGGGGUUAAUUGAGUUCACGACCGACUUCCGACUGCCGCGACAUGUGCACAUUUCUUCUUCUUCUUCUUCGCCUUCGACCUCGAUAGAGGCAGACACAGACACAGACACACGUCCUGCAACUGCGCAGGCGCAGACGCAAAAGUUCAUCGCCGAGCGCAUCGUCGUCCUCAACGGCGUCGCCCUGGUCGAGCUCAACGGCACCAUCUACGUAAUCCCCCCCAAGACGCUGGUGACCAUCGCCCCGGGCGUGCCGCACACCUGGACCGCAUGCCCGGCCGGUGUGUCUGUGCCUGUCGCGGGUGGCGCCGCCGCCGCCGCUCCUGCCGCUCAAGUGUACUCUGACGGCACGUUCCUCAUGCUGUACGAGUACGAGGAACCCACGGCUUUUUUCCCCACGCGCCAGACCCGCACGUUGGGCUCUGUGGACGAGUACGAGCGCUGCGACGACCUCGAGGCCAUCAGGAUCCCGAGGCUGAGCGCCGACGAGGUCACCCGACGGUGCUCCUUCGUCUGGGACAGGACGCUGAGCUGA
Molecule: messenger RNA, 684 nt
Organism: Fonsecaea monophora
Lineage: Eukaryota; Fungi; Ascomycota; Eurotiomycetes; Chaetothyriales; Herpotrichiellaceae
Exons: 1
Coding region: 1-684 (227 amino acids)
Source: RefSeq, a predicted model, not a curated record